Messenger RNA from Exophiala aquamarina CBS 119918, 1668 nucleotides. RefSeq lists its product as uncharacterized. NCBI's taxonomy places the organism in Eukaryota, Fungi, Ascomycota, Eurotiomycetes, Chaetothyriales, Herpotrichiellaceae. Gene Ontology annotation, cellular component: nucleotide-excision repair complex; Cul4A-RING E3 ubiquitin ligase complex. The transcript has a single exon. Gene Ontology annotation, biological process: protein polyubiquitination; transcription-coupled nucleotide-excision repair; proteasome-mediated ubiquitin-dependent protein catabolic process. Gene Ontology annotation, molecular function: protein binding. The record is from RefSeq and is a predicted model, not a curated record. The coding region runs from base 1 to 1668 and encodes 555 amino acids.
AUGAAUCAGCUGCACCUUCGACAGAGCCUGGGCACUCUCGCGCCGGAGACUCUGCGAAGGCGCCACUAUGAAUCAGUCAUCGACGACCUUGCACAUCAGAAAAGGAUCUCAUUUAGCUAUAUCAAGCAAGAAGGCUCUGCUUCUACAGACGACGCUUCGGCCGCACCGCCAACAUCGGCCGGGAUCGCACAUCAGGCUGGCGUGAAUUGCCUGGCAAUCGACAGAAACGAGGGACAGUUUCUCUUCUCUGGUGGUGCGGAUUCGACCGUCCGGCUUUGGGAUCUGAGCCAUGAGCCUUUCCAAUUGCAUCAUCGCGAUGGCCAGUCGUCAACAAGACCCACACUCUACCACCCGAAGGCAACAUUGAGCCGCAGCUCGCCGUCCUCUCAUACGCACGCGCUGACGUCCAUCUCAAUUUAUCCGUUCGACCCCAUCCCAUCAACACUGUUGACCACAUCGUACGACAAAACCCUCAAAGUGACAUCCAUCACUCCAAGCGGCCUGACACCACUGCAUACUUUCGAGCUAAGCUUCACGCCCUACACGCACUCGCUGUCUCCACUCGUAGACUCCCAUCCGCUUAUCGCAGUCGGAACGGCACACCCAGCAAUCCGACUCCUCGACCUCCGGACCGGCCUGGCGACACACUCAAUGACCGGGCCCAACGGCGCCGUGUACAGCGUAGCAUGGUCGCCACGGGCAUCGCACAUAUUAGCCUCAGGCUCCAGCGACGGACGCGUGCUGUUCUUCGACGUCCGGCGCGCGAACGCGGCCUUCGCAUCACUGGACCUCGACGAUGCCGUCGGGGUAGUCGGCAUCCCCGCCUACCUAGACCACGACGCGCGCCGCGAGCAACUCCUAGACUUCAACGCGGUCGCGCAUAACGGACCCGUGACGGGCGUGCAGUGGACGCCCAGUGGCGACAAGAUCGUGACGUCUGGUCAUGACCAGCGCAUUCGCGUGUGGGACGCCGCGACAGGGCGAAACGACCUCGUGCACUUUGGCCCGCGGAUCAGGAAUGAGCGCCCCGGGGAGCUCAAGCCUUUGAUCUCGCCGGCGGCCACCCAUAUGCCCGGCCGUGAAUCCUUGUUCUGGGCGAACGACGAACCCCGUGGUUUCAUCUUCCAGCACCAUCUGCGGGAGGGCCAUAUGCUGAAGGUUCUGCGUACUGAGGGUGUGAAACUGGCUCAGGUGCAGGCUGCUUCCGCUUCGGUCCCGCGCCGUGGGAGUGGCGUUGGCGGUCGCGGCGGUCGCGGCGGUCGCGGUGGUGCAGGUACCAGCAAUCACAGCCACACCAGUAGCAGUAGCGUCGUCGCGUCGAGGGUGACGGGUAGCGGACGGAUCAACGCGAUGGUGUGGCGCGUGCAACCAAUCGGCCGUGCCGGUGCGCUCGUCGAGAUGUACACGGCGCACGGCGAUGGACGGAUCGGCGUGUGGCUUCCCAGCUCGGAAAUUGAUGGUGAUGCCGAAAACGAAGGCGCAAGCGACAGCGCGGAUACCCGUUAUGGACAGUCUCCUCCGCAACGAGGCAUGCUGGAAGAACCAUCGAGGGAGGUGGAGAACAAAGAGGUGGAAGAAGAUGGUGAGGCCGAGAGGAGGAAGCGCAAGAGAGCGCUGAUCGGGGAUCUGGUCGAGGGCCUGGCAAAGCGGCCGGUUCCGUUCUUAUGA